GCGUGGAGUGUCUCCAUAACAACAGGAGAGCAAACAAGAUGGCGGCGGCUCGUUUUGUGUGGUGGUCGAGUGCGAAGCACUCGUAGCGCAGCUCCUCUCGGCGUCCUCCUCCCUCAUGGCAGGGGACGAGGAGAAGAGGGGAGAGGGCGGCUUCGGUGAGCUGCUUCCCCCUCCUCAUGAGCCCCCGCAGCAGCUCUCCCAGGGGAUCGCCGAGGAGCUGCCCCAGCACAGGCCACAGCUCAGCCUGCCUCACCAUGAAGACAAACAGGAGGGCGAUGAGGAAGAGGAUUCACAGAACACAGAGGGUCAGUUUGAUGGAGUGUUGGAUGAAGACACUGUGGCUGAGGGACUCCACAAGCUGGGGCUCUCAGCCCCUGGUAUCGAAUACGUUUAUCUUAACCUGUCACUUUCAGGUCGUGAGUUAAGUGACAUUAGCAUUCUCUCCAGAUACGUUCACCUACAGAAGCUGGAACUCUCAUAUAAUAAAAUUAAUGAUCUUUCUUGUAUCAGUCACAUGCCUCACUUGCUAGAACUGAAUGCUUCCAACAAUGAAUUGACUACAUAUUUCCUUUUUAAACCACCUAAAAAUCUCAAGGAAGUAGAUUUUUCAUACAAUCAAAUACCUAAAAUGCAAGAUUUGUCAGCGUACCAGUCACUUACUAAACUCUUACUGGAUUUUAAUAACAUCGAGGAGAUAAGAGGACUGGAGAAGUGUCACAGUCUGACUCACCUCAGUUUGUCACACAACAGGCUCAUUGCAAUCGCUGGCCUUGAGAAUUUACCUAUCAAAAUACUCAAUCUGAGCUUUAACCAGAUUGAGAAGAUAAGUGGGUUGGACAGCUUGAAAACUCUACAGAAACUGGACCUAUCUAGCAAUGAAAUAACUAGUCUAGAAGGCUUGGAGGAGCAUGAUCUACUAGAGACGAUCAACCUAGAGGAUAACCAGAUUGCUGAGCUGCGUGAGCUUGACUAUAUUGAAGAUCUGCCUCUCCUCAGAGUUUUAAAUCUUUUAAAAAAUCCUAUACAGGAGCAAACAGGUUAUUGGCUCUUCGUGAUUUUCAAGUUGCUCCAACUAACAGAACUGGAUCUCAAGAAGAUUUCAGUGGAGGAAAAAGUUGCUGCUGUGAAUAAAUACGAUCCUCCUCCAGAAGUUGUUGCUGCAGAAGAUCAUAUGGCUCAGGUGAUGUAUAGCGUGCUGCAGCCCCACCGAAUAUUUGACAGCACUUUACCCAGUCUUGAUACUCCCUACCCCAUGCUGGUAUUAGUUGGUCCUCUAGCCUGUGGUAAGAGAGAACUUACUCAUAAGAUCUGCAGACAGUUCAACAAUUUCUUCAGAUAUGGUCCCUGUCACACUACCAGGGCAGCUUAUUUUGGUGAAGACAACAGACUUGACUACUAUUUCGUUUCUCAAGAAGCAUUUGACAAAAUGGUGAACACAGGAAAGUUUAUAGCAACCUAUAAGUACAGCGGCUAUUACUACGGACUUGGAAGAGACACAGUAGAAUCGAUUGCCAGAGAAGGUCUUGCAACCUGUGUUCACUUAGAAAUAGAGGGUGUGCGUAGCUUGAAAAAUACCUACUUUAAACCCAGAUAUAUCCUGUUAGUACCAACAAACAAAGAAGUAUAUGAGGGACAUCUGCGGAGGAAAGGAUUAUUCAGCAGGUCAGAGAUUGAAGAGGCUGUGUCCAGAGUGGACAUGUACAUCAAAAUAAGUCAGGAUUUUCCAGGAUAUUUUGAUGCAGUGAUCAACACAGAUGAAUUGGAUGAGGCAUUCACGGAGCUGAGUUUCCUCGUAAAGGCGUACCUGGGUUUGGAGCCACCUGCGCCUUCUGAUAGUGUUCAGGACCUGAAUAGCAGAGCAGGAGCAGGUUCAAGAAUCCGGCUCUUAGAAGAGCAAAGAUUGUCACCCGGCAGAGUAAUUACUGGAACUACUUGGUCUUCAUCUGUCAAUGAGUUCUUGGACUCUUCUGCCAAAAACUAUCCAGGAGGAAUCUCGGACAGAUUUGCUGCACAACUGAGCUCUGUGGAAGAAGCUUCUCUGCAAAGGCGUCAUUCUGCAGCACGUCGGGCUCUGUCGGAGAAGGCACCUGGUGCGUACGUCCAGCUGUUUCAAAGGGACCUGGCAGUCACUCCUGCACCGAGCAGCUCCCGUCAGCAAUUACUGGAACCAACAAUAAACAUUUCUCUGCUCUCAGAUGGAAGGAACAUCACCCAAGACCAGAGUUUCCCCCUGACUAACCCAGAGAGCCGAAAGAGUAAACUAAAAAAAGCCAUCAAGGGCUGCAGAGAAUCUGGUCCUGCCAGUGGACGAUUUGUAACCUCAGCUGGUGCAUCUGCUGCUGGUGUGUCGGUUCGGACCCCUGUUCCUCGUGCUUGCAUCACCAAAGAAGCCAAAGCUGAGCAUCAAGAUCCAAGACGAGCCGAAAACGGAGUGGACAGAGGGAAAGAGGCCGAAUUCCCCAGUGAUAAUCUUCAGAGAAGACACAGCAAGUCCAAGGCUGAAUCUUCUCUUGUGCCUCCGCUCAUCAACCGGCCAGGCUCCCACUCCAGACCCGUCCUACCUCCCAUCCCAUCCGGGCGGAUGACGACCAACCCUUGACGGCCACUACCGGCCAAGUCUUCGUCUUGAUUACGCUGAGUCUUUCUCUCUAACAGGAAUACUGAUUUUGAUAUAUUUCCCUUCAACAGAGUCUGUCAAAUAUUAUUUCUAGAUCCAUUUCUGAUUAACUCUCCCCCCAAAAAAUGUUAUUUAUUUAUAACUUUAUUAAAAAGUAAUUUCUGUACUUCCCAAAGCUAGAAAUUAUUUCCCCAGGCACUCUCAGCUGGGAAAUGGCGUAGAACUUCUCCUAACAGCCACAUGACCGUAUCUUCCAUUAAUUUCUCUUCUUCCUCCCUCUCCUAUAUUAUAAAUUUAAUUGAUGUGUGGAAGCAUCAGGGCCUCUGAUAAGAUUGUCUGUAUUGCAAUAGUAGUGAAUUAUUUUCAAGAGGGAUUUUGUGAAAUGCUCAAAGUUGGGAGUGAAAACUAGUUCCAAGUAUUUUUUUUAAUGAAAUACGUUUUUUUGAAGGGAUGAGAUACAAUUCUUUGAUUUGCAAGUGUUUUUAAACUACCUAGUAAGGAGUCAUCAGAAAAAAAUGAUUACAGUUAUUGAGAACAAGCUGAACCUGUAAGUACUAUGUGAAGAUUUGUUUUUCUGUAUGUGGAGCAGAGCUCUGACAAGUAAAUAAAACUCUUGAGUUAA
This is a messenger RNA of Columba livia (rock pigeon), 3239 nucleotides long. It is a transcript of the gene LRGUK, whose product is annotated as leucine rich repeats and guanylate kinase domain containing. The coding region runs from base 116 to 2599 and encodes 827 amino acids. Lineage: Eukaryota; Metazoa; Chordata; Aves; Columbiformes; Columbidae. The transcript is spliced from 21 exons. The record is from RefSeq and is a predicted model, not a curated record. Gene Ontology annotation, cellular component: cytosol. Gene Ontology annotation, molecular function: protein binding; GMP kinase activity.